AUGGAUACUGGAUACAAGCAUUUCAGCCAUGCACACAACCUCGUCAUCCACCAAGCACAUGAAGCUGAGAAGAUGUCAUGCUCCGGCUGCAACUCUCUGGUCAUGGGGACUAUAUACAUUUGUUGGCAGUGCAAAUUUGUGUUACACGAGCAAUGCUUUCGGGCAACCCGGUCACUAAAACACCCAUCACACCCUUCUCAUCCUCUUACUUUAGUUCCUUAUCCAACUUAUCCCUCCAAUUCCUUUUACUGCAAUUCCUGUAAACACACUGGAAAUGGAUUAUCCUAUUCAUGUUCUGAUUGCGAGUUUGACCUUCAUGUGCAUUGUGCUCAAUCUAAUUCCCAUACUCCCAUGAUGAUUCUCCUAAAUCAAACUCAUGGUCAAGGAGUAGUUCCACAUCAUGGCCACAAUUCUUACGUACCACAAAAUGUUUAUGCUCCUACUAGUGUACUUCAUAAUCCAAUUACUAAUAUCCAAUAUUCUUCAGUUGCCUCUAAUAUGCCAGAGGGAGUACUAUCUGCUUCUGAUCUUGAACAUAUCAAAAGAAACCAGCAAAGGCUCGAGAUUGCAAGGGAGGAGUCUAGAAUAGCUGCUCUUGGACGUAAAUAUAUCUUAGACAGCAUAUAG
Lactuca virosa is the source of this 627-nucleotide messenger RNA. Lineage: Eukaryota; Viridiplantae; Streptophyta; Magnoliopsida; Asterales; Asteraceae. The record is from the annotation of a GenBank genome assembly.